Messenger RNA from Erinaceus europaeus (western European hedgehog), 1872 nucleotides. RefSeq names its product spindlin interactor and repressor of chromatin binding (gene SPINDOC). Lineage: Eukaryota; Metazoa; Chordata; Mammalia; Eulipotyphla; Erinaceidae. The coding region runs from base 125 to 1324 and encodes 399 amino acids. The record is from RefSeq and is a predicted model, not a curated record. Gene Ontology annotation, biological process: negative regulation of DNA-templated transcription. The transcript is spliced from 6 exons.
GAGCCGUCUCCGCCCGGGCGGGACACGCUCGCUGCUCGGCGGCGGGGGGCGAGCGGGGCGGGGCGGGGCCGGUCUGCACGGGGCCGCGCAGAGCCCCGGCUUCGUGGCCGCCGGUUCCCGCACCAUGACCCUCAAAGCCGAGGGAGCCGCGCUCGACUGCUUCGAGGUGACGCUGAAAUGCGAGGACGACGACGAGGCCAUGGUGGUGGCCGUGAUUCCACGGCCGGAGCCGGUGCUCCGAGUGGCCCAGCAAGAGAAGACUCCAGCGCCUCGGCCCAUGUUGCCGGAGGCCAGUGACAGCUGUGAGGAGCCCAGGCUGCCCGUGACCUGGGAGCAGGAGUUCCUGGUGGGCAGCAGCCCAGGCGGCAGCGGGCGGGCACUGUGCAUGGUGUGCGGGGCGGAGAUCCGGGCCCCCUCGGCGGACACGGCUCGCAGCCACAUCCUGGAGCAGCACCCCCACACCCUGGACCUGACCCCCGCAGAGAAGAGCAACAUCCUGGAGGCCUGGAGCGAGGGGCUGGAGCUCCUGCAGCACCACCCGGCCCAGCAGCCUUCACCCUGCCUCCCAGACCUGGGCCAGGAAGCGGCAGAGCCAGAAUCUGGAAUCCCCGACACCACUGCCAGGAUGCCCGCCGAGAUUGUGGUGCUGCUGGACUCGGAGGACAGCCCCGCGCUGGAGGAAAAUCUCACCCUCCCCAGGAGGAUCCGGCCCCGGGGUCUGCGGCCCCUUGAGCUGCCUGCCACCCCCGUCCCCGAGCCAGGAGGCAAGAAGCUCCGGAGUCAGAGGUGGAGGGGGUCCCCCGAGGAGGAGCCGGCCAGGAAGAAGAGGGCCAGAGCUGCCACCAGGAGCCUCUACCGGGACCUGGACUCCGACUCGGACUCAGACCUGGACUUGGAGCCCGCCCCCCAGCCAGACUUGGCACUGCCCGACACGGCCACCGAGACGUUCGCAGCACCCCCCGAGGUCCGGCACUUCACGGACGGCACCUUCCCCCCAGGCUUCGUCCUGCAGCUCUUCUCUCACACGCAGCUCAGGGCCGACAGCAAGGGCUCCCCCCAAGCGGGAGACGCCCCAGAAGGGGACCUCACCCAGCCCCAGAGCCCCUCUGCAGCUCCCCCUCCGGGGCUCCGCGGGACACUGGACCUGCAGGUGAUCCGCGUUCGCAUGGAGGAGCCCCCGGCCGUCAGUCUCCUGCCCGACUGGACAGCGCACCCCCAGGCGGCCAAGAGCCUGGCAUCGGGUGACCCCCACUGGUCCUCAGCUCUGUCAGAGUCCAGCACCGCCCCCACAGGGGGUCAGCCAGCGGCAGAGAGUGGCUUGUAGCUCCCCACCUGUCCUUGGGGGGGGUUGGGCAGCAUCCCUUCAGGCUUGGCGCCGAGAGCUGCCCAGCUCGCUAACCUGGCGGGGAGGGGAUCCUGGUGCCCGGCAGGGCUGAGGAGGGGUAGUAUCUACUGUGAUUUGGGGGCCCUGGCGAGGCGUGAGCCCAGGGAUUCUGAGGGCUGUGUAGAAGGGCACUGACUGGCCUGGGAGAACACCUACCUUGUCCUCUCGCCGCCCCCCCCCCCCCCCACCUUGCUGUCUCCUCUCAGCUCCCCCGUUCUCCCCUGGCACAGUGCCUUACACAGGAGGUGGGCCUGUCGGGCUUUGAGCUGUGUCCCACUACCUCGGGGGGACAUCUCUCCUCCCCCAUCUGCUUGGGUUCCUGCCAGGAGCCCCCAUUACCUCUUCCCCCUCCAUUCUUGCUGGAGAUCAAGGCAUCCUGGGGGGGGGGCAGCUCCACAUGCCUCCCCCCAGCCCCACUCCCUUCCUCACCCACGUUCAUGUUGUACAUAUCUCCUUUGUUGACAAUAAAUUAUUUUUUUUUAUCAAGA